AAUAUAUGUAUUUAUAAGGUAAAAAACAAGGUGUAUAUUACUAUUGAUAUAUUUUGAUCACAGAUGAAUUAUAUUAAAUAUUGUAUAUCUAUAUCUGUGUUAUGAUCUAAGGUUUCGAAUGUUUCGAUACACCUUGUGUAAGUCCGUGAUUCAUGGUGAUUACGACUAGUAUUUAGUGAUUAUAAGUGAUAACGAAUGAAAUAAUAAUUAAAUAAUGCAUUAAUAUUUAAUGCAUAAAAUAAUGUAAUACAAUGUACAAAUUUAAAGUAGAAAAAAAGUUGUCGGACGUCAAGAAAAAUUAGCUGAUACACUGAAUAUUUUGCUGCCAAGUGCUAUAAACAAGAUCGAUCAUAAUUUUAAAUAAUAACUAUGUCGAUAUUUCAAUAAUAAUAUAAAGGUUCCACUGUCCUUGCUAACGCAACAGAUUUUUAUUUCUGGUGCUCCAUUUAUUCAUCAUAAUUAUUAUUGUUUUCUAAAUUUGGACAAUCACCUACAGAUCUAUUUCGAAAAUGGAUGAUAUACCAGCAUUAUCCAGAACGGUGUGCAAGGGUGUUAUGGACAGUUUCAAAGGUGUCACUGUAUUGUUUGUGCAAAACAAGCGUUCAAAGAAAGUUGGCAGACCAGUUAACUCACCAAAAGAUCAAAAAAUGUUACAACGAAUAAUUCAAUGUUGUACAUUAAAUGGUGGAAUAUUUUGUUUAAGUAUAGUUAUAUUUGAAUAUGUUAUUCUACCUUCUUUAGGCUACAUAAUGUCAAUAACAUUUGGACAUUUUAAUGAAAAUAUUUGGUUAUGGACCCGAUCACUAUUGUCAUGGACAUUUGGAGCUGUAUGGAUCUUACCAAUAUUUUUGCUGAGCAAAAUAAUUAACAGUCUAUGGUUUCAAGAUAUCGCAGACAUAGCGUAUAAACAAAAAAAAGGUGAUCCACAACAGUUGACACGAAUUAGUAAAGUGAUAGCAGACUUUUCGUUCAGUAUAGUCGUUCAGUUCUUAUUUCUCAUUCAAAGUUAUUUAGUAAGUAUGGUGCCAUCAACAAUUCUUAGCAAUGUUCUCAGUAUUUUGCAUUUAUCAUUACUUUAUUCAUUAUACUCAUUUGAAUAUAAAUGGUGUAAUAUGGGUAUGGAACUAAACUCAAGAUUAUCUAUCAUUGAAAACUGUUGGCCAUAUUUUCUUGGAUUUGGACUUCCACUAGCAGUUAUCACAUCUUUGCCAGAAUCAUAUAUUAUUAGCGGUUGUCUAUUUUCAAUUCUAUUUCCUGUGUUUAUUAUCAGUGCUAAUGAAGUUAGUCCGUCUAAAAUUAAAAUAUUUAGAUUGAAACUAUUUGCACCUGUUCUAUCUAUAACUAGUACCAUAUUCAAUCGCUCCAUUGGUCCAGCUAUAAAAUCUUCAAUAAGUACUGCAUCUAAAGCUCAAAAAAUGCAUAAAUGAAUAAACAUGUUAUAUUAUGUAUUUUUUUUAAUACCUUUUAAUUUACAAUUUUUGUGGAAAUUGAUACUUUUUUAACAUUUGAGGCUGUGUAACUAAAAAUAUACUAAAAUGUAAAUGGUUUAUAUGUAAUUUAAUAUGUACUCAAUGUUCUAGGGAAUAAACUUGUGCUUUUUAUUUGCGAAUAAAUUUAUUUAAAAUUCAAGUUAAUAAAUUUAAUUGCAUAAAGAAUGUAA
Molecule: messenger RNA, 1660 nt
Organism: Myzus persicae (green peach aphid)
Lineage: Eukaryota; Metazoa; Arthropoda; Insecta; Hemiptera; Aphididae
Gene: tank
Product: etoposide-induced protein 2.4 homolog
Exons: 7
Coding region: 510-1427 (305 amino acids)
Biological process (GO): macroautophagy
Cellular component (GO): endoplasmic reticulum
Source: RefSeq, a predicted model, not a curated record